Messenger RNA from Meyerozyma guilliermondii ATCC 6260, 1053 nucleotides. It is a transcript of the gene MIT1, whose product is annotated as mannosylinositol phosphorylceramide synthase catalytic subunit. The coding region runs from base 1 to 1053 and encodes 350 amino acids. The transcript has a single exon. Lineage: Eukaryota; Fungi; Ascomycota; Pichiomycetes; Serinales; Debaryomycetaceae. Gene Ontology annotation, molecular function: mannosyltransferase activity. Gene Ontology annotation, biological process: mannosyl-inositol phosphorylceramide biosynthetic process. The record is from RefSeq and is a predicted model, not a curated record.
AUGAAGAAGGAGGUCAAGUACAUCAUAUGGGGCCAUGUUGCCUUGGUGCUCUUUUUGGUGUGGUAUACAUUUGACUUGAUCACGUUGCUACACGACGACUCUUUCCAAGACGCCCUCUUGGACGUGGAACUCAACCCCACAGACGGUACCGUUGACAAGCCAAUGAUAAUACCGAAGAUCAUUCAUCAAACAUACAAGACCACCGAUAUUCCUGCUGUGUGGAAGGCAGGUCAACAAGCGUGUGUCGAUCUUCAUCCGGAUUAUCAGUACAUUUUGUGGACUGACGAAAUGGCUCGAGAGUUCAUAGCUGAAGAGUAUCCAUGGUUCCUUUCCACGUGGGACCUGUACCCUUACCCCAUCCAACGUGCCGAUGCUAUUCGGUACUUUGCACUUGUUCAUUUCGGAGGUGUAUACAUUGAUUUGGACGACGGAUGCGAAAGAAAAUUGGACCCACUUCUCACGGUGCCAGCAUUUGUGCGUAAAACCCUUCCCACUGGUGUCUCCAACGAUGUCAUGGGCGCGGUUCCUCGUCAUCCGUUCUUCCUCAAAGUCUUGGACUCGUUGAAACCAUACAAGAAGAACUGGCUUGUUCCUUAUAUCACCAUCAUGUAUACUACCGGACCACUCUUCCUCUCGGUUAUUUGGAAGCAAUACAAACGGUGGGGAGUCCCUGAAGCCGGAAAGGUCCGUAUCCUUAUGCCCAAGGAUUAUAAAACCCACUCGUAUUCAUUCUUUGCCAUAGCUCCGGGGUCGUCAUGGCACCUCGACGAUGCUAAAUUUAUCAAAUCAUUGGCUAAUCAUAUUGGUCUUGCAGUUGCGGGUGGCUUCUUGAUAGCCGGGUUCAUUUUCUUCCUUGAGUUUCUCUUAUACACGGUUGUCACUUCAGGCAGUUUUAAGAAAUAUGCCAAGCGAUUCAAUGUGUUCACUUUGAUCAACAAUUUUCGCAUUCGCCUGAGUGCCAGUCGGAUCAAGAAACGGUCCAGAAAAGAUUCCAACCUCCCCCCACCUAUCCAUAUCGAAAAGGACGGCGACGUCACAUCCUCUAUGGUUUAA